Molecule: messenger RNA, 960 nt
Organism: Thyridium curvatum
Lineage: Eukaryota; Fungi; Ascomycota; Sordariomycetes; Thyridiales; Thyridiaceae
Exons: 3
Coding region: 1-960 (319 amino acids)
Cellular component (GO): intracellular anatomical structure
Molecular function (GO): oxidoreductase activity, acting on NAD(P)H, oxygen as acceptor
Source: RefSeq, a predicted model, not a curated record
AUGGCCUCACUCUACAAGAGCUCGCGCACAGCGCUGCCGAGUCUGUCGUCGUGCCUCAGGGCCUCGGCCUCGUCCUGCCGGACACGGGCUCGGCAGAGAAUACCACAGCCGGCCCGCCCGUUCCACGUCACCAGCCUCCGCCGCACCGCAGAUGACCAGUUCACGAGCAAGACGCGGCUGCCCGAGUUCAGCCUCAAGGACAAGGUCAUCGUCGUCUCGGGCGGCGGCCGGGGCCUCGGGCUGGUCCAAGCCGAAGCCCUGCUCGAGGCCGGAGCCACCGUCCACGCCAUCGACCGCCUGGAGGAGCCGGCCGACGACUUCGCCCGCGUCGCCCGCCGCGCCCGCGACUCGCUCGGCUCGAGCCUGACCUACCACCGCCUCGACGUGCGCGACUCGCCGGCGCUGCACGCCGCCGUGCGCGCCAUCGCCGACCGCCGGGGGCGCAUGGACGGGCUCAUCGCCGCCGCGGGCAUCCAGCAGGAGACGCCGGCGCUCGAGUACACGGCCGAGGACUGCGACCGCAUGCUCGGCGUCAACGUCACGGGCGUCUUCAUGACGGCCCAGGCCGUCGCGCAGCAGAUGGUGCGCCUCGGGAACCCGGGCAGCAUCGUGCUCAUCGGCAGCAUGAGCGGGACCGUCGCCAACAGGGGUCUGAUCUGCCCAGCGUACAACGCCUCCAAGGCCGCCGUCCUGCAGCUCGGCCGCAACCUCGCCUCCGAGUGGGGCGAGCACAACAUCCGCGUCAACACCAUCUCGCCGGGCUACAUCGUCACCGCCAUGACCGCCAGCCUCUUCGACCGCUUCCCCGAGCGCCGCACCACCUGGCCCCAGGCCAACAUGCUCAACCGCCUCAGCUACCCCGAGGAGUACCGCGGCGCCGCCGUCUUCCUCCUCAGCGACGCCAGCAGCUUCAUGACGGGCGCCGACCUGAGGAUCGACGGCGGCCACUGUGCGUGGUAG